AUGGCAGAGGGUCUUUGGUCAAUGGUCCUCGACCGCAACCUGGAAGACAAGAUGACCAACGAACUGGCACAUUCUCAGGAUUUCGAAGAAUGGCUAGCUCGAGCCACCGAACUGGACAUCCUCACCGGAUCUGACGUCUGGCGCAACAACCACCGUUCCAACGUUUACGACUACAGCCUCAUCCUCUCUCGACGAUACCAUCUCAAGAAAGUCAGGGAGUCCAAGGAUAUCUCGGCAAUGAUGUAUCUCUUGAGAUCUGGCUUGUUGAGGAACUUGGGAGGGAUCACGGACCCGAGGCUGUUUUGUCAUUCGUAUUUGGGGACCAAACAUUUGAUCGAGUCUUAUAUGGAUGAGGUCGUCUCGCAAUUGGAGCAUGUGGCUGAUACGAGUCAUGCUACGUUGUCGAGGCAGGCCAAGAUUGAUUUCUUUAUGGAGACUCGACAGAGCUUUGGAAGUUCUGCACUGUUGCUCCAUGGCGGUGCCUCCUUUGGCAUGUAUCAUUUGGGAGUGGUCAAGACGCUUUUUGAACAUGGAUUGUUGCCACGGAUCAUCAGCGGAGCGUCAGUUGGAGCCUUGGUUGCUGCGCUUGUCUGCGUCAGGACUGACGAGGAAUUGCCCGGAAUCUUCCAAGGCAGUAUCGAUUUACGUGCUUUCCAACGUGUUGGCGUUCGCGGAAACUUGAGUCGCAAACUGACGCGCCUCAUGACCCAAGGCUACCUGAUUGAUAUCAAGGUCUUGCAGGAUUGUAUUGAGACCAACGUUGGAAAUCUGACCUUUGAUGAGGCAUUCAAGAAGACAAAGCGUGUUUUGAACAUCACUGUCCCAUCGUCCAGGAAAUCAGAAGGGCCUCAACUCCUCAACUAUAUCACCUCUCCCAAUGUGUUAAUCAGCAGUGCCGCAUUGGUCUCGGCUUCUAUGCUCGGCUUCUCGUCAACGGCAGAUCUUAUGGCCAAGGACAAGUCAGGAAAUAUUGUCCGCUGGACGCCUUCAGCGGUGAAUUACACAAACCCAAUCACACCAUCAUUCUUCUCCUACGGAGUCGUCAGCCCCGAGACGCCCUUGACACGACUCUCGGAACUCUUCAAUGUAAACCAUUUUAUUGUCUCUCAGGCCAACCCUUACAUUGUGCCCUUUAUGUCUCGGGGGCUCAAAGAUCGUAAGUCAGGUGGGUCUGAUCAGUUUGGGUAUUCCGCCGGGUAUAUGGAGCGGAUUGCAAGGGUGAUCCUUGCAGAAAUCAAGCACCGCAUGGGCCAGCUGAACCAAGUCGGGAUCUUGCCACACGUAUUCGUCCAACUCGUUGAAGAAAAAGUCUCUGGAAACGUCACCAUCGUCCCUGAAGUCCAACUCCAAGACUUUCUCACUGUCGUCUCAAAUCCAACCCAUGAAUCCAUCCAGUACUGGAUCCUUAAAGGCGAACAGUCCACUUGGCCCUUCCUCUCCAUGCUCAAAUACCGCCUCAUGAUCGAACUCGCACUUGAUCGGAUUUUGUUACAGUUGCGGGCUGAGGCCUCUGCUUCUGCGGCGGCAGUGCAAGAGGGUAUUGAUGCACAGCAUCAGCAUCUGUCGAGUUUGAGUGGCAGGAAUGCGCAUCAUCGACGACAAAAGUCGGGCCCGAAACGGUUGACGCCACACUCUUCGAACUCUACUUCUUAUUUAGGGUCGACUGCGCAUUAUUCGCCAAACUUGACGCGGAGAGGUAGUAGUGCCAACAUUGGAAGUCUGGGCACUGCUGCAGGAGGUUUGCCGCAUAAGUCGGUGAGGAUGACGAGUCAGUACCAGUCUGGUGAGCAGUCGUACUUGGACGUUGACUCUUACCGAAACGCACAUGAUCGCCAAAGCCAGCAGCACCAAGGUCCUGGAAGAGGGAAUGGUGGAAUGGUGAACGGGCUCGAGAAUGAUCCUGAACGUCCUGUCCCACUCAACGAUCCCAAACGAUCAAAAUCCAUGUACUGA
Molecule: messenger RNA, 1953 nt
Organism: Linnemannia hyalina
Lineage: Eukaryota; Fungi; Mortierellomycota; Mortierellomycetes; Mortierellales; Mortierellaceae
Source: the annotation of a GenBank genome assembly